Molecule: messenger RNA, 3574 nt
Organism: Pleuronectes platessa (European plaice)
Lineage: Eukaryota; Metazoa; Chordata; Actinopteri; Pleuronectiformes; Pleuronectidae
Product: heterogeneous nuclear ribonucleoprotein R
Exons: 13
Coding region: 175-2037 (620 amino acids)
Cellular component (GO): nucleus; ribonucleoprotein complex
Molecular function (GO): mRNA binding
Source: RefSeq, a predicted model, not a curated record
GGAGCGCUGGCGUUGUCCGGGCGAGCCGACGACGAGACCGUAGCUGUCUGGAAAUCAGUCCUGUGGCUCCGACUCAAACAUCUGCUCCACAAUACACUUUCCCCCGCGUCCCACGGUGCAAUCAGCCCGCGCUCGAACCCGCGCCCCGCUCACUGUUCGGAAUCAAACCGGAGAAUGGCUGCCGCUGAGGUGAACGGUGGUUCUGCCCCGGCAAAGGAGGAGGAGGAGCCGAUGGAUGUGACGACCACGCACACAGAGAACUACCAGACGCUCAUUGAUGCUGGGCUGCCCCAGAAAGUGGCUGAAAGUCUAGACAACAUCUUUCAGACAGGCCUGGUGGCGUAUCUCGACUUGGACGAGAGGGCCAUCGAUGCUCUGAGGGAGUUCAACGAGGAGGGAGCGCUCACUGUGCUCCAGCAGUUCAGAGAGAGCGACCUGUCCCAUGUACAGAAUAAGAGUGCUUUCCUGUGUGGAGUCAUGAAGACAUACAGACAGAGAGAAAAGCAAGGAAGUAAAGUACAGGAGUCCACAAAGGGUCCUGAUGAGGCGAAAAUUAAGGCUCUGCUAGAGCGGACAGGAUACACCCUGGAUGUCACAACAGGGCAGAGAAAGUAUGGCGGCCCCCCACCGGAGGACGUAUUCAAAGGAGUGCAACCAGGGAUUGGAACUGAGGUGUUUGUUGGAAAAAUCCCACGAGACCUGUACGAGGAUGAGCUGGUGCCGCUCUUUGAGUCUGCUGGUGCAAUCUGGGACCUCAGGUUAAUGAUGGACCCUCUCUCUGGGCAGAACAGGGGUUAUGCCUUCAUCACGUACUGCAACAAGGAUGAUGCCCAAAAGGCCGUGAAGCUUUGUGAUAAUCAUGAAAUCCGCCCUGGCAAGUACUUGGGAGUAUGUAUAUCUGUUGCAAACAAUCGCCUGUUUGUCGGAUCAAUUCCAAAGAACAAGACAAGGGAAAGUAUAUUGGAAGACUUCGGCAAAGUGACAGAGGGUCUCCAGGAGGUGAUAUUGUACCACCAGCCUGACGACAAGAAGAAGAACCGUGGCUUCUGUUUCCUGGAGUACGAGGAUCACAAGUCCGCAGCCCAGGCUCGCCGCCGCCUGAUGAGUGGCAAGGUCAAGGUGUGGGGGAACGCCGUCACUGUGGAGUGGGCCGACCCUGUGGCUGAGCCAGACCCAGACGUCAUGGCCAAGGUGAAGGUGCUCUUUGUGAGGAAGCUCGCCACAGCGGUGACUGAAGAACUUCUUGAAAUGGCGUUCUCUCAGUUUGGAAAGCUGGAGCGAGUGAAGAAACUCAAAGACUAUGCUUUUGUUCAUUUUGAGGAGAGGGACGCUGCUGUUAAGGCAAUGGAUGACAUGAACGGUAGGGAGCUUGGAGGAGAGCCAAUUGAGAUUGUUUUGGCAAAGCCUCCAGACAAGAAGAGGAAAGAGCGCCAAGCAGCUCGGCAGACCACCAGGAAUUCAGGGUAUGACGACUACUACUACUACCCACCUCCACGCAUGCCACCACCAGGCCGAGGUAGAGGUCGUGGGGGCCGAGGGGGCUAUGCUUACCCACCAGAUUAUUAUGGAUAUGAUGACUACUAUGAUGACUACUAUGGUUACGACUAUCAUGACUACCGUGGUGGCUAUGAAGAUCCUUAUUAUGGCUACGACGAUGGGUACAGCAUGAGGGGCCGUGGUGCACGUCCCAACAGGGGAGGUCCUCCUCCACCGAGGGCUCGCGGAGCACCACCAGCUCGUGGCCGCGGUGGCUACGCCCAAAGAGGCCCACCCCUAGGUGGUCCCAGGGGUGGCCGCGGGGGGCGGGGAGCCCCUUUCCAGCCACAGAGAGGCCGCGGUCCUCGUGGGGCCAGAGGCAACCGUGGGGGAAAUGUCGGUGGAAAAAGGAAGGCAGACGUGUUUAACCAGCCUGACUCCAAGCGCCGCCAGACCAACACCCAACAGAACUGGGGGUCCCAGCCCAUCGCCCAGCAGCCCCUGCAGCAGGGGGCCGACUAUUCUGGUGGAGAAGCAUUGAGGGCGGCACCACUAGCAUGAGGGACUCACCUGAACGGUACUCAAGGGUGAGCUCGCCUUGCACAGAGUACUGUCUCCUCUCCUGUAGCUCAUUGUUAUCUCUGGAGAAACACUAGCUAUAAUUAUACCUUGUUCUUUUUUUAUUAUUGUUUCCUCACCUACUAUACUGUUAUGCGAAUCAAGCUUUUUUGUUUUGUUUUGGAGGGCUGUGAUUUUUCUUUCUUCCCCAGGAUAUGAAGAUUAAAAGUCACUAAAUUUGACUGAAGAAUCAUUGAAAAUAUUAAAUUAAUUGUCUCAUCAGCAUUUUUCUGGGAGCAUAGUUCACAUUUCCCUCUCAUUCUGCCUAUUUUCCAAGUUAAAUAGCCAAAAAGCUAUUUUCUUUAGACUGGAUUUAACAGCCAAAAGUCAAGGAUUUGAUAAGCGUUACAAACCCUGCAAGCACCAGUUUCCUGUCUUGGCUCACUGCACCAAAAUGACCUCGGCCGUCUUCCCAGUGCAGACACACACGCGCACACACGCACACAAACACACACACUCUCGGUGAAUAGAGGUGGGGUGGAUGUUUCCCCUCCUACUCCACUAGAGGAAGCUGUUCAUCAUCAGCACGGCAGCUGCUCCAUUGUCCCAAUAAACGAUGCUGCAUUUUUGGCCAUUUUUACAGUCGUAUAUGUGUUAAUUAAUACACAAAUAAUUAAUAUUUGAGUUGCUUGUCAAAUGUAUUUAGAUCUCAGCGGGGACUGUGGGUUAAAAAUAGAUGCAAUUGGCAGAUUUCAGAACAAUGGAUCUCCCUCAAAACUGGUGUAUUUCCCCUUUAACACCACCAGAUGGUAGUAGGAGAGCCACAUUAUUUAUACUACACAGGUAAGACUGGGUGUGUGGGUUCCACAGCAGCUUCUUGUAUCAUGUCACACACAUUUUGGUUUGUAUUCAAGUGCCAUCAAAUGCUGGAGUGUCUUUAUAACAGCGUCUCAUAUCAGAACUGUCUUUAUAUGUUGCCUCUUGUCACCAGGCAGUAAAGGAGCUGCCCCCAUCCAUGUGAAUGAGUUCACACUAAUGGAAGGGACUGAUUGGUAAGAUUGUUCAUUAUCUGAACUCAUUCUCAGAAAAGUCAUGUUUCUGUUUUUGGUUCUUUUGUUCUAUUUGAAAACAAAGUUUGGUGUCCUAGUUGUCUCUUUAUGACGUGCUUACUUCCCAGAGUAAGUUCUGAAAGUCACAAAACUGGCACAUACAUUUUUUCUGAUCUAACAUAUUACAAACUUUCGAGAUUUGUCAAUGUUUUCAUCUGUGUGGCCUUUUUUCUUUUUAGCUCAGAGUCUGGGGAUGGUUCUCCACAAGGUGCAUCCUUGAGAACGAUGAACUCGAGGUCCAGAGCAACCGCACGAGCACGAGCCGGCUUAGCUGUUCACAGAACAGCGGGCGACUGAGGGGAGAGCCACUGGUGGUGUCAGGAUCCAGAGCUCGGUUCAGCAGACGGCUGCUCCCUCGUCCAGCUGAAAGAAUCUUAACUGUACAGAAAAAUCAUGUGUUCAUCUUGAUUGUUCAAUACAUUUAUUUCCAA